UUUGUAAAUCUCGCGCGUAUGUCAACGGCAAACCUAGCCGUUUUGCUCCAAACGAGACUGUGAAAAAAAUCGGCUUUUUCUUACAGUGCGCGAUUUAUCGACGGCGAUAAAAGCGACGAUUGUUACGACAGGAAAUGGCAUUGAGAGAGUCUCGGUUCACACGCGGAAUCUCGACGAAUUUCGUUAAUCCCAUUUGACGCGUGCGUCUCGCACCGAACACAAAAUGCGAUACGGCGGCAUAAUCUACGCGAGUAUGCGAGGAACGAUUCGAUAACGUGUCACGUCGAGAUUAUUAAAAGUCCAUCCCGCAAGAUCUACGAAGUAUGAGUUAUAGUAGAAAAUACUCGCCACCGUGGGACACAAGAUCGACGAAACCAAAAAACAGAGGAAACAUGCAUUAAAUGUAGUUUGUUAAUGGAAAGAGGCAAAUUUUAAUGAAGAAGACCUGAAUGAAAAAUACUUUGCGUUUAACUUGCAUUUAGUUAUAAAGCUGUAAUAUUAAAGUUACGCAUGCAGUUAAGCAAAUAAAAGACGCUUACAACAUUAUCAUUUAUACAUGGUAAAAGGAUAUGAUUUAUGAUAUCAUUUUUUUGCCUAGUCAAAUGCAAGAUUUGAUAAUACUACUGUACCAUUCUUCUGUAAAUGUAACCUAAACAACAAGCAAUAAUUUACUAAAGGAAUUCGAAUAAACCAGUGGGAAUGGGCAAUUGUUUGUGUAAAGAUACUCCAGGAAUAUAUGAUAUUGAGACUUAUGGCAGUCAUAAUCAUGCAGAAACUCAGAAUACUAUAAUACCAGAGCCAAGUAUAAGUAUAAUUUCGUCUAGCGAUUCGGCAUCUCCUUCCUUUAAAUUUCCUACAUCGUCACACAUUGACAAACUUGUGUUAGAGACACUAGGAAGUCUUGACACUUUGGUAGAUAAUGAUCAUGAGCCACCACCAGCGAUGUUAAAAUUGAAUGCUAUUGCUGACAAGGAAGAUGGUUGGAUACAAGUAGUUAGUUCCAUGGUCAAUGUUAUUCCAAUGCACAAUCCAUUGGGUCCUUCAGUUAUAAUAUUAUUACUAGAUGAUUGUCCUCUACCUUCGAAGGAUUCUGUACUACGAUUAUCACACAUGUUUCAAUUACCACAAAAACUUGGACAAAUACAAAUUACAACUACGCAGCAACGCAAUAUAUGUGUAGUACUCGGUUGUAUUGCAGAAAAACUUGCUGGUCCUAGUAGUAUAGCAAUAUUAUCCGAUGCCACUUUAGAUUAUCUGGUUUCAAAUCUACGAGAAGAUGUUGAACCUUAUGUAAUGUUAUAUUCUUUAAUAGCAUUAGAAAAGUUUGCACAAACAAGUGAAAAUAAGGUAACUAUUAAGAAACGCCUUAUGACAGAAAAACAAAAUCCAUUAUUAGAAUUGGAGAAAUGGGCUACGGAAACACAUUAUGUACGUCGACAAGUUGGUUUUUGUGCACAAUGGUGUUUAGAUAACUUAUUCUUAAUGGAAGGUAGAAAAUAUUCCCACGAUUCCGUCGAUGUGACGGGUAUUAAUGUAAUGUUGAAUACAAAAGAUGUAAGCGAGUACCUGAAAAUAUCACCUAAUGGUUUGGAGGCACGAUGUGAUGCAUAUUCCUUUGAAAGCGUACGGUGUACAUUUCAAGUAGAUUCAGGAAUAUGGUAUUAUGAGACAUUAAUAAUAACUACAGGGGUUAUGCAAAUUGGAUGGGCCACAAAGGACAGCACUUUUCUAAAUCAUGAAGGAUAUGGUAUAGGAGAUGAUGAAUUUUCUUUGGCCUAUGAUGGCUGUCGCAGACUGAUUUGGUAUAAUGCACGAAGUGAAAAAUUUCACGACAGACCAUGCUGGAAGUCUGGUGAUAUCUUGGGUUGCUUAUUAGAUUUAAACAAAUUAGAAAUAAUAUUCUCUAUCAAUGGUGUAUCUCUUAAACCAUGCAUUCAAGUAUUUAAAACAGUAAGGUCGGGAUUUUUUGCUGCGGCUAGUUUUAUGUCAUUUCAGCAAUGUCUAUUUAAUUUUGGACAUGUACCUUUUAAAUAUCCACCUACUGACCGAGAAUUUCAAAAAUUUAACGAUUAUGCUACAUUAAAACCAGAAGACAAAAUCAUACUUCCUAGACACAUAUAUUUAGAUCAAUUGCGAAGGCUUAGUGUUAGAGAAGAUUCCUGUACAUUAUGUUUCGAUCAGAGGGCGUCAGUAAGGUUACUGCCAUGCAAUCAUAGAGGAUUUUGCCAAAGGUGUUCGAAACAGUUGAUUGAAUGCCCAAUGUGUAGAGCUACUAUCGAAGAAGUAGCCUCGGAUAACAUAUGACAUCGAUCAUCUCAUACUAAUAUUAACCAAUUCUUUCAUCAUUUCUUUUAUAUCAUAUUAUUUUUAUGGAAAUAUGAUUAUAAUAGAUAUGAAAUAAUCAUGAUUGUAAUAGAUAAUUAUUUACGUACUGUACUGAAUACAGUUAUCACAUGUGACAUAGUAUUUUUCUCUAUGCAAUACAAUGUGUUAAUACACAAGAAGAACUACAAAUUAAUUGUAGAUAAAAAAAUUCCCGUAAAGAUUUGAAUGAGUUUAUUCUAAGAAUCAAAGAUCAAUGCGCAAACAAAUAUUUUACAAAAUAAAACAUUCUCUUUUGAACUUUUCCAUACUUCUCUAUACUUUUUCUACUACGUAGCUUUAUCAAGAUAAUACUUGUGAAUUAAAGAAUGUUAUAAACUAUCACUAAUUUAACAAGAGGUUAAAAUUAUGUUUAAAAAUAAAUAUAUAUUGCUAAAAAUAUAUUUAAUUAAUGUAAUUAUUCAAUAGAGAAGUAAAUAGAUUAAAGAAAAUCAUAAAAUCAAAGAGAGAGAGAGAAAGAAAGAACUCAAAUUCUUGACUCCAUAUGAAAAAGCUUUAGGUAUAGGCAUUUUUGAUGAAAAUGAUUUAUGUAUUCGUUAUCGUAAGAAAUAUAAUAAUAAAAUAGGAAAAUAUUGAUGAAUCCUUUACAAAUACGAUGAUUUCUAUAUCGUGUUUAUAGAUUCUUGCUUCGGAAUCUGUGACUGAAUUAUAAAAUUUGGAAAAUUGUUUAUUCAUUAACUCAGAAAAUAUUUCCUCUAUUAGAAAUAAUUAGAAAUUCAGAUUAUACAUUCAAAUUGUUUAAAUUCUUAACAAGUUAUAUAAGUAAACUAUCAUGACUAGUAAUAUAAAUUUAUUUCUAAGGAACUAUGAAAAAAAUACUAAUAAUAUAGUAUAUAAUAUAUUAAAGUAAGACAUUCACACACAUAUAGAUUAUAUUCUUGGGAAGAUAUAAAAAGAAAUGUUUAAUGUUUUAUUAUGUACAUGUAUUUUGCAAACAUUUUUUUAUAAAAUCUUAUUUUCAUUAUCAAUUACCUUUCCCAUUAUUCUAAUACAUAUAACAUGAUAUUUCACCCAGAAACAGAAAGUAUACGUGUUAUUUAAAGAAUAAUUUUUUUCGAUCUAUCAUUUUCCAGCAAUAAUGUAUAUGCGUUACGCUCUCAGUAGUACGAUUAACGACGCGUGUGUGUGUUCUGAAUGAGAUUUACUGAAAGUAUUGUUCUUUUUUUCUUAUGUUUAAAUCAAUAAUAACUGUAAAGAACUU
This is a messenger RNA of Pogonomyrmex barbatus (red harvester ant), 3583 nucleotides long. Its product is annotated as RING finger and SPRY domain-containing protein 1. The record is from RefSeq and is a predicted model, not a curated record. Lineage: Eukaryota; Metazoa; Arthropoda; Insecta; Hymenoptera; Formicidae. Gene Ontology annotation, cellular component: cytoplasm. Gene Ontology annotation, molecular function: ubiquitin-protein transferase activity; protein binding.